GUACGGAGUACAGGGUUACUGACGCACGCGGUUUGUUGUCGGAAAUGCUAUCACAUUUUACUUGAAGCCGUUCGAUAAGACUGGUUGUUUAUCUACGAGACGGGACAUUUUCAUAUCGCGACGAUGUGUGGUCGAUAUGCGUUGGGCGUUCGCCUCGCCUUCAUUAGACACCAACUGCAACGUCAAGGCCAGCAAGUGGAUGAAGUUCCAGAUGACGACGACGUGAGAGAAACUUACAACUUCGCCCCUGGGUACUAUGGUGCCGUCUACCGCGCUGAUACCCCUGACCAGGGGGGAUAUAAUCCUGCUGAGGCAUACGACGGAGGACGUCAUGCCGCAGAGCAUAAGAUGCCGGAAGAUGAGGGCAAGGCACAGCUGACUAGUGGAGGAAUCGAAGACGAACGUGUCAAGUAUAAGCUUCAGGGUAUGAAAUGGGGUCUUGUUCCAUUCUGGACGAAACGGUCACCAAAUUAUGGCUCGUUGAUGAAAACUAUCAAUUGUCGAGACGACUCUCUGGCUGAGAAUAAGGGGAUGUGGACGUCCAUGAAAAAGCGGAAGCGCUGUGUAGUUGUUUGUCAGGGGUUCUAUGAAUGGCUAAAAAAGGGUAAGGAAAAGAUUCCACAUUUCAUUCGCCGGAAAGAUGGCGAUCUGAUGUGCUUUGCCGGAUUAUGGGACUGCGUCAAGUAUGACGAUUCCGAUGAAAAACUGUACACUUUUACAAUAAUCACGACUUCUUCAAAUGCCUACCUGAGCUUUAUACAUGACCGCAUGCCUGUUAUCCUGGAACCGGGAAGCCCAGAAAUGGCCGCAUGGCUUGAUCCCCAUCGGACCACUUGGACUAAAGAACUGCAGUCCAUGCUGAAACCCUACCAAGGGGAGCUGGAAGCAUACCCGGUGAACAGAGAUGUAGGGAAAGUGGGAAACAACUCUCCCGACUUUAUUAUCCCGAUCAAUAGCCAAGAGAACAAGAAGAAUAUUGCCAACUUCUUCGCGAACACACAAAAGAAGGCAAAGGCUGAGGGACCGUCAUCACAGCCCGGCAAGGUAGUGAAUGAAAUCGAGCAGCUAGAGAAGGAUUUAAAAUUUAAAUCAGACCUCGAACCUGAAUCACAGGAAAUAUCUAAGGACAAGGGACCUAUGACCGAAUCUGCGGGGACCAAGCGCGGAUAUCCGGUCGACGAAGCGGCAGACGUUAAGCCAGCCAAAAUUCCUAGGACGGGAGGCACCUCCAAGUCGCCAACCAAGCGUGCAGCUUCAAUAUCACCGGUGAAGGCUACCAUUCCAGGAAGGAAGACGCGCAGUGCUACAAGCAACGGUUCAGCCGCUGGCAGCGGCAAAACGGCCGAUGCGAAGCGAGCUGCGCGUGGAAGUCAGCGGAUCACAAGUUUCUUCAAGAAGUGA
Coccidioides immitis RS is the source of this 1401-nucleotide messenger RNA. RefSeq lists its product as uncharacterized. The record is from RefSeq and is a predicted model, not a curated record. Gene Ontology annotation, biological process: DNA damage response. Lineage: Eukaryota; Fungi; Ascomycota; Eurotiomycetes; Onygenales; Onygenaceae. Bases 124 to 1401 code for a protein of 425 amino acids. The transcript has 3 exons. Gene Ontology annotation, molecular function: single-stranded DNA binding.